Messenger RNA from Metopolophium dirhodum (rose-grain aphid), 741 nucleotides. RefSeq names its product multifunctional methyltransferase subunit TRM112-like protein. The record is from RefSeq and is a predicted model, not a curated record. Lineage: Eukaryota; Metazoa; Arthropoda; Insecta; Hemiptera; Aphididae. The transcript is spliced from 5 exons. Gene Ontology annotation, molecular function: protein heterodimerization activity. Bases 274 to 651 code for a protein of 125 amino acids. Gene Ontology annotation, biological process: tRNA methylation; peptidyl-glutamine methylation; rRNA (guanine-N7)-methylation.
UAUCGAAGUACGAUAUCGAUAUAUCGGUUUAUUACUAUCGAUAUAUCGUUGCCAAUUUGCCAAUAUUUGCCAUCCCUAUUUAUGGUACCGCGACCGAGCACACCAACCGGCUUCGUACCUAUCGCCCGUGGCCGCCGUUUUUGCAUUUUGGGACUUGAUAUCUAGCCAGUAGCCAUGCUCUGCGGUUUCACGUGGUCUAUCCAACUGUCGGCUGUCGAUCAAUAAUUCAUUUUUGCGAUAUCUACGCUAAAGUCCACUGCCUGAUCACCAACCAUGAAACUGUUGACCCACAAUUUGCUGUCGUCCAAGAGUCUGAAAGGAGUCAAAGUAGGAUAUCCGCUUCGCAUUGUCGCAAAAGACGUCAAGAUAUCCGAAUGUGAAUUCAACAAAGAGUUUGUGAAGAAAAUCAUACCUAAACUUGAUUGGAAAGUUUUUGUUAACGCAGCUGUGGAAAUCGGCCAAACCAGUGACCUGUCUGAUGAGUUACUUGAUGACUAUGAGGAUGAUGAAGAGUAUCUCAAAAAAGUACAUCAUCUACUCAUGGAAGUAGAAAUUAUAAAUGGUGAACUAAUAUGUCCAGAAACAGACAGAGUGUUCCCAAUAUCAGCUGGUAUACCUAACUUAUUGUUAAAUGAAAAUGAAGUAUCAUAAACAUUACUUUUAAUUGGUUCAUGUAUGUUUUUCGUGCGUAUAAUUUUUUUUCCAAGGUUUAAUAAAAUAUGUAUUUAACCUGAUCUACAA